Messenger RNA from Tilletiopsis washingtonensis, 1652 nucleotides. RefSeq lists its product as hypothetical. NCBI's taxonomy places the organism in Eukaryota, Fungi, Basidiomycota, Exobasidiomycetes, Entylomatales. Bases 93 to 1505 code for a protein of 470 amino acids. The transcript is spliced from 4 exons. The record is from RefSeq and is a predicted model, not a curated record.
CACGCUCCAACAGCCGCACACUCUCUUUGUCUAUCGACCCUCGACUCUCGAGCACUUCCUCUCCUUAGCACGCCCUCACUCUCUCCAGCGCCAUGCGCUUCUCCUCCUUCCUCUUCGCCUCGCUCGUCUUCGCCGGCGCUGCGACGGCGACAUUCGAGUGCGGCGCGGACCCGCACGCACACGGCGUCAAGCCGUACCACAAGCACGGCAAGCUGCACAAGCACAAGCGGCCCUCGACGCCCAAGAAGCCGGCGUCGCCCGCAGCGCCGCAGCCACAGCUUCCCUCGCAGCCGCCGCCGCGCAGCAAGAAGGGCAAGAGCAUCAGCCGCAAGCCGAAGAAGACGCACGGCAGCAAGCCCAAGGCGCCCAUCAACACGAAGCCGCUGAGCGAGCAGCCGCACUACAAUGCCCCGACGCCGCCGUGGGAGCACGGCAGCAAGCCUGGCUGGUGCGCCGGCGCCGGCGACUCGGACCUGCCGCGCUGGGACGACGGUGAUCGGCGAAAGUGCCACGAGGCCGAGCUGCAGAAGGACCACGGCGCCAUGUCGCAGUUCUGCAAGCACGGCACCCCGGGAACCACGCUGCCGCCAAGCACCAAGCCCACAACGCCGCAGACGCCUGGCGGUACCACGCCAGGCGGCACCACGCCGGGCGGUACCACUCCCGGAGGCUCCACGCCUGGAAGCACGACGCCUGGCGGCUCCACGCCUGUAGGCACGACGCCGGGCGGUACUACGCCUGGCGGCUCCACGCCCGGAGGUUCUACUCCAGGUGGCAGCACGCCCGGCGGAUCCACGCCCGGCGGAUCCACACCUGGAGGCUCUACUCCGGGCGGCUCGACUCCAGGAGGCACGACCCCUGGCGGCUCUACCCCGGGCGGCUCGACACCAGGAGGCGCACACCCCGGCGGCUCUACUCCGGGCGGCACGACCCCCGGCGGCUCGACGCCAGGAGGCACGCACCCCGGCGGCUCGACGCCCGGCGGGUCCACCCCCGGCGGGUCCACCCCAGGCGGAUCGACUCCGGGAGGCACCACACCAGGCGGCAGCACGCCGGGCACCUCGACUCCAGGCGGCGGCUCUACUCCAGGUGGCUCUACGCCGGGCGGCUCGACGCCCGGCACUGGCGGCAGCGGCGCACCAGUGUGCCAGCAGGGUUUCCAGCGGACGGCAUACGACUACAAGCGCCUGGCCACGAGCGGCGUCUACUCGUGGCAGACGGUCGGCUCGGCCGCCGUCGACCCCAGCUACAUCACCUACGGCCUCGUCGACACGCUCAGCCAGUGCCUCGAGGCAUGCAAGGCCGUGAGGGGUUGCGUCUUUGUGAACUACUACGAGGACCGCGAGGAGGACGACCGCGACUUUGCCAAGCACGGCGGCCAGAUGACGUGCGCCAUGUUCGGCAAGUACGUGCCGACGUCGGCAUGGACGAACUGGGGCGGCCAGCACGACCCCAACAGCAUCCACUCGAGCUCCGGAUACCUCCUCGGCGGCAGCUGCCACUGAUCGAACGCACACGACUCUCUAAUUGUGACGCUAUAUAUCCCUGUUCCCCUCUGCCUGCCUAGUCCUUACCUGAUUCGAGACGCGAGACGGGGUGCUCCGGCGCGGCAGCGCCUGCUGCGUGCCGCUCCUCGAUGGCAUGCAUGCGCU